Messenger RNA from Trifolium pratense (red clover), 2453 nucleotides. Its product is annotated as protein tesmin/TSO1-like CXC 5. The record is from RefSeq and is a predicted model, not a curated record. The transcript has 8 exons. The coding region runs from base 386 to 2152 and encodes 588 amino acids. Gene Ontology annotation, cellular component: nucleus. Lineage: Eukaryota; Viridiplantae; Streptophyta; Magnoliopsida; Fabales; Fabaceae. Gene Ontology annotation, biological process: regulation of DNA-templated transcription.
GAAAUUCAAAAGCUUCUAAGAGAGAGGGAGUAGAAGAAGAAGAAGAAGAAGAAGAAUCACUUCUCUUCUGAAAAUUGUUGCAGAGAGUUUCGUUUUUCUUCUUUUCUUAGAUUUUCUUCUGUGAGUUUCUCUGUAUCCGUGUCGUUAUUCAGGUAGAAUUUUAGGUUUAGUUUAAAUCAGGUUGUGGAACUUAAUACUCUUGAUUUCAGAGAAUUUCAGAGAUUUAACUCCACAGCCCGCGCCGUUUUCGAUUUUGGAUCUGCUUAAUUUGUUGUUAAUUUAAAUUAAUUCUUCACCAAUUAUUGUUAUUGUUGUUUUGAUUAUUGUUUUGGAAUAAUCCGUGAGUGAAGUGAAAUUUGUGUUGAUAAUUUUUUGGUCGAUCAGAAUGAGUGAAGGUGAGAAUAGUGAUAUCACUCCUAAAAACGUACCAUUAGAUUCGGUUGCAAAUUCUACCUCAAAGAAGCUUGCUAGACAACUCGAUUUCAACGCUUUUGGUGGUGCCCCGGUAACUGCACCUUUGCCGGAACAGCAGCAACCACCGCCGACACUGCCUCCUCUUCCUGCAGCCAAAUUGGGGAAACCAGAAUCUCCAAAAUCAAAAUCAAGAUCUAAUUUUGAAACAAAAGAUGCUACUCCAAAGAAGCAAAAGCAGUGCAACUGUAAACACUCAAGAUGCUUAAAGUUGUAUUGUGAAUGUUUUGCAUCCGGAAUAUAUUGUGACGGUUGUAAUUGCGUAAAUUGUUUUAACAAUGUUGACAAUGAAGCGGCUAGACGAGAAGCUGUGGAAGCAACUUUAGAACGUAAUCCAAAUGCAUUUAGGCCGAAAAUAGCGAGUAGCCCUCAUGGCAGGGAGGAAGUUUUAAUAUUGGGAAAGCACAAUAAGGGGUGCCAUUGUAAAAAAUCUGGGUGCCUCAAGAAGUACUGUGAAUGUUUCCAAGCCAACAUUCUUUGUUCUGAAAAUUGUAAAUGCAUGGAUUGCAAAAACUUUGAAGGAAGUGAAGAGCGACAGGCUCUGUUCCAUGGAGAUCAAAACAACAAUAUGGCAUAUAUUCAGCAGGCAGCCAAUGCUGCCAUCACUGGAGCUAUUGGUUCCUCUGGUUAUUCAUCACCACCAGUAUCGAGAAAAAGAAAAGGUUCGGAACUCUGGCCGUCCAUCAAGGAUCCAUCUGUUAGCAAGCUGGGACAGCAGGCAAAUCCUAUCAGAGGUCCUGCAGCACCCUCCUCAUCCAUGUCUCCUGUCCCAGUUGCUCGUGUUGGACCUGCAACAGUCGGCCCUUCAAAAUUUAUGUACAGGUCUCUUUUAGCAGACAUCAUACAACCACAGCACCUGAAGGAGCUUUGCUCUAUUCUUGUGCUAGUAUCCGGACAAGCCACUAAAACACUUACAGAGCAGAAAAAUUUAAAGGAUAAGCAUGCAGAAGAUCAGACAGAAACUUCUCUUGCUUCUUCAAAUCAAGAGCAAUUACCAAAUCAAAAGGAAGCUAAUGUGGAGAAAGCUAUGGCUGAUGAUUGUUCGAGUGCAACCCAAACUGAUAAAACCAGUCCUGAAAAUUCCAGUUCAGAUGGUGCUGAUGUUCCAAAAGGGAGGCCAAUGUCUCCUGGAACUUUAGCAUUGAUGUGUGAUGAGCAAGAUACAAUGUUCAUGAAUGCUGCCCCCUCUAUUGGAUCAAUGGCUCAUGCUUGCAACACAUCUUCGCAAUUGCCUUAUGGACAAGGAGCGAAAGAGAUCUAUGCAGAGCAAGAAAGGAUUGUAUUGACGAAAUUCAGAGAUUUUCUUAAUAGGGUUAUCACUAUGGGAGAAAUAAAUGAAACAAAGUGUUCUUCAUUAGCAAGAAGUGAGUUAGAGAUUCAAAAGGACCCUAUCAUCAAUAGCACUGAAAGGGCCAGUACUGAGGCAGCGCAUCAACAGGGAGUGGGAGCCACUAGUAAUGGUGCUGCCAAUGUUGUUGCCAACACCACCACUUCAACAUCUUUGUUCCCUUGUAGUCUUGUUUCGGAAAGGGCCAGUACUGAGGCAGCGCAUCAACAGGGAGUGGGAGCCACUAGUAAUGGUGCUGCCAAUGUUGUUGGCAACACCACCACUUCAACAUCUUUGGUCCCUAGUAGUCUUGUUUCGGAAAAAUGGGAAAUUAAGCCGAAGGUUGAACAAUAGAUAUAAAAGGAGUCUAACUUAGAUGAGCAGAGGUACCAUUUGGAAGGAAAAUUAGAAUGUUGUGAGGGUUUGUUCUCUGUAAUGGAAAAACCUUGCCACUCUUCAUUUUUGUGGCUUUCCUGCAAUUCAAGGCUAUAGAACGACUAGUCCAACUAAGAUCCAUUUUCUUUUAUUAAUUUUAUUGUUCUAAUUCAUACAUAUCAAUUAAUUAUUCAGCUUCGAUAUAGCCUGUACAUUACAGAAUCGUAAUUUCAUACUAAAAGAGAAACAAUGUUAACCUAAUUCCCCUUACUAGGGUUUU